GCUAUAUAUAUCGCAACUCUUUCGAUCAGACUUCGCGUAAUCGUAUGCGUGAAAAAGUUACUGCCAGUAUUAUCUUUAAGGAUCGCAAAGCGUCAUAUUCUCGCAGCGUGGGUCACCCGUUCGUGGGAGAUUAUGUGCGGUUGCGGCAUAACCAGCAAUGGAAAAACAUUUGUGUAGAGACCAACGAUCAGUAUGUGGUGUUUGCGGACAUUAUUAACAAAAUUACACGUUCCAGCGGGAAGUUUGUACCAAUACUGUUGGUGUU
This is a messenger RNA of Rhagoletis zephyria (snowberry fruit fly), 265 nucleotides long. Its product is annotated as unconventional myosin-Ia-like. Gene Ontology annotation, molecular function: cytoskeletal motor activity. The record is from RefSeq and is a predicted model, not a curated record. Lineage: Eukaryota; Metazoa; Arthropoda; Insecta; Diptera; Tephritidae. Gene Ontology annotation, cellular component: myosin complex.